Messenger RNA from Mugil cephalus (flathead mullet), 1912 nucleotides. RefSeq names its product peptidase D (gene pepd). Gene Ontology annotation, molecular function: manganese ion binding; metalloaminopeptidase activity. Lineage: Eukaryota; Metazoa; Chordata; Actinopteri; Mugiliformes; Mugilidae. The transcript is spliced from 15 exons. Bases 56 to 1534 code for a protein of 492 amino acids. The record is from RefSeq and is a predicted model, not a curated record.
GACAAAACUCACGUGACUCCCGUCAGCACGUGACACUCGGUACCGUGGCAUCAACAUGGCUGCAGCAAAACAACCUGUCUACUGGCUGGGUAAUGAGACCCUCAGGGUUUCUGCUGCCCUUUUUGCUGAGAACCGCAGACGACUGUGCAAGGGACUAAAAGCGUCAGACGGUUUGCUGCCGAAAUCAGUUGUGGUGCUGCAGGGAGGAGAGCAGAAGCAGAGGUACUGCACAGACACGGACGUCCUCUUCAGGCAGGAGUCUUUCUUCCACUGGGCUUUUGGAGUGACUGAGGCUGACUGCUAUGGAGCCAUUGAGGUGGAGUCUGGGAAAUCCAUCCUUUUUGUUCCUAAAUUGCCUGAAAGCUAUGCUACUUGGAUGGGAGAGAUAUAUCCUAAAGAGCACUUUAAGGAGAAAUAUGCUGUUGAUGAGGUGCAAUACACCUGCGACAUUGUUAAUGUCCUGUCCAACCUGAAAGCAGCAGUUCUCCUAACCCUGCGAGGACAGAAUACAGAUAGCGGGAGCAUCUGCCGUGAAGCCUCCUUUGAAGGAAUCAGUCGCUUCCAAGUGAACAACACUCUUUUACACCCAGUCAUUGUGGAAUGCCGUCUCACUAAGACUGAUAUGGAGUUGGAGGUCCUGCGCUACACUAACAGGGUUUCCAGUGAAGCCCACAAAAUGAUCAUGAAGCAUGUGAAGCCCGGACAGAAAGAAUAUGAAAUGGAGAGUCUGUUCCAGCACUACUGCUACACCAAAGGGGGGAUGCGCCACACCUCGUACACCUGUAUCUGUGGAACGGGCCAUAAUUCUUCUGUACUGCACUACGGCCAUGCUGGGGCUCCCAAUGACAAGACAAUUGUGGAUGGAGACAUGUGUCUGUUUGACAUGGGUGGAGAGUACUAUUGCUACUCCUCAGACAUCACCUGCUCCUUCCCAGCCAACGGCAAGUUCACUCCAGACCAGAGGGCCAUCUAUGAGGCCGUCCUAAAAGCCUCCCGCGCUGUCAUGGCUGCCAUCAAACCAGGUGUGAAGUGGACUGACAUGCACCGCCUUGCUGACAAGGUUCACCUGGAGGAGCUUGUGAAGAUCGGCAUCCUGCGCGGCAGCGUGGAGGACAUGAUGAAGGUCUACAUGGGCGCCGUCUUCAUGCCCCACGGCCUGGGACACCUGCUUGGCAUCGAUGUGCACGAUGUGGGAGGGUACCCUGAGGGGGUGGAGCGCAUCGACGAGCCUGGACUGAAGAGUCUUCGUAUGGGCCGCCUGGUGCAGGAGCGGAUGGUCCUCACUGUGGAGCCGGGCAUCUACUUCAUCAACCACCUGCUGGACCAGGCUCUGGCCGACCCAACCAAGAGCUGCUUCAUCGACAACGCAGUGCUGGCUCGCUUCCGUGGCUUCGGAGGGGUUCGCAUUGAAGAUGACAUUGCAGUGACAGCGGAUGGCAUAGAGCUGCUGACCUGCGUCCCUCGCACUGUGGAGGAAAUCGAGGCUUUCAUGGCGGACUCUGCGAAAACCUUCAGCCCAGUCGUCAGCAGUUAGAAGCUGUGAGCGACAUCUGUCGGUGAAGUCUGAGCUUUUAGGCUGCAGCGUCAAGAAUUAUCACCAGUAUUCUUCAGUAAAGUUGAAAUGACUCUCGCUUUCCUGCCUCAUUUAUACAACAGAUAAACAGUUAUCGUUGUUAUUAAGCAGUAUUCAUCCAUAAAACGUUUCUUAAACUUAUCAUCUACAUUUAAUACAUCUUAAUCAUAAUGGUUGAUCAGCAUUUGGGGAAACUGUACUUUAAUACAUGUUGAUGCCUCUGAGGAAAAUAAAUUUUGUAUUUUUUUUCAAAGAUAAUUAUUAUUCUUAUAUGCUCUUGUGUGUCAGCAUUGAUUGACAAAUACAAUUCUGUUGAAUGAAAUAAACAUAUGAUCUGCA